AUGCAUAUGUUGCGCUUCAUUCGGUGCACGGCAUUUUUGAGAAAGUUCAAGGACUUGGAGAAGCAGAGCGAAGCUACGUUCAAAGCUCAUUACCCGCGCGUCUACGAGGACAUGCUCGCUGAGUUGUUCAACAACGGGUUUUCUUAUCCCAGCAGAGCGCAGCUGUACGCUGCGCGUCCGAGGUUGGAUAUGGCCGUGAUGAGCAUCGAGAGGCGGAUGUUGAGCGUUGGGCCAUGGAGCCGGCCCAGAGUAGGGCGUCGGACCAUCCACUUGUACACCGACUCGAGUCCGAACUCGGGGGAAGAGAUCAUGGGGAGCUUGUGCGACAUAUUUAUCCCUGGCGCAUCAGUGUUGGGGCAUUUGUUGCCAGGCGUGUGCUUGGGCCACGGCUACCAAGGGGCAAUGGACAAGGCAUUUGCACUUUUGUGGCAGCUUUGGCUGAUUGCGGGUCCUCGCAUGGAAACGCUUGAACAUGUUCUGGAAGACUGCUUGUCGAUUACAACCGACAUGGGCCACGAGCGUCUGAUCGCAGAUCUGGGGAACUGUCUGACCGUCUUUGCGAGCAAGCUGGGGCUUCAAGUUUCGGCAAUGUUUGCGUCAUACAGUAGGCUGCUGGAGUUUUGCGUGGCCGUUCCCGAUUGGCAUCAUCUCAUUUCUGGGUGCCUGAAGGCAUCGCUGCAGGCUCUGGAGGAGUGGCCGAAUAUUUUGAACACUCUUCGAGCCCACUGCAGGUUCUUUCGAAGCGAUAGUUAUCGUGAGGCGCUCGUGGUCUGGUUGAAAACAAAUGGGCAUGGUGACUUUUCGAAACUGUUGAGAUACUUCUCUGCGUCGUUCGCCAAGUGGAGGUUCGAGACGUUCCUGGAUGUCGUUGUUUCGCUGAGCAGGCUACGCAACAUAUGUUCUUUUUUCAGGCCGCACAUGCUCGGUGCGCUCCAGGACGCGCAGGACUUCAACGAGGUUCUGAAGCACAAGGGUAACAGCCAUUUCUGGCGUUGGGUGAGCGGCUUCACCAUGAUGGCGAAGCCGAUCGAUCGGUUCAGAACUUGGGCGGCAGCCUGCCCACACCCUGCCCACCAGGAAGCGCUGAUGAAGGGGAAGAGCGUCAAGUGCGAGAUGCUGGGCCGACGGCUCCACGAGGCAUCUAAGAGGGUUCAUGACUUGAGGACAGAGCUCACUCGCACGGCAGAAACCCUGGUGGUCGGCGACGUUGGGGGCGACGAGGCCGUAUUCAGUGACUUGACAUUUUGCCUGAGGCGCUUCCUGCCCGAGUUCAAGGAAAAGUUCGGUUGGGUUGAUAUGAUGCCAUAUACGUUCGCUAAUGCCACGGACCAGGCGGUCGCCCAAUCUAUGAUCCAACAGUGGGAAGUGAUUCCUCGGCGAGACCAUCACAGAAUGACGGUUUUGCUCAUGGACGAGUUCGAGCAGGAUAUCAGGAGGAUCGCUGACGAGGGCAGCGGCGGCGACGUCCCAAGCCGCCUGGAGGAGCAGGUCGAAGCCUUCCGCAGGAUCCCGCUGUCAUCCCAGGUUGCUGAAGGCUACCACAGGUCAACCAAACUCGGCAAAACUCGCGGCGGCGUCUCCCGCUUGCCGUGGUUACUAUCCUCCAACAGGAUCUGGCAAAACCUGGAUGUCGUGGCGAUGCUCGAGGACUGCCCCGAGGGGGAAGCGUGUCUAGAUUGCGAGUUUCGACACGCGACCAGGGUACUGCAGACGAAAAGUAAGUUGUUCCUGAAGCGCGUCAAGCAGCCGCUGCGUCAGUGCAUUCAGCGAGUAUACCGCCUCGGCGAGUUCAACCAUUUCGAUUGGGCAGAGAUCAUGACAGGGGACGCUGCUGCAGCCGCGAUUGCGAUUGCGGGCAUUGAAGAUGGCGCUGACGCUGGCGUGGGACCACCAGUGGGCGACGGAGGUGCUGGCGACGGCGGCGAUGGCCUUCCCCCGUCACCUGGGCGCGAUGCAGCGCUGGUCGAGCCCCACGGGGGUCCCCCCCUGCCUGCCGACCAGGGGGCAAGCUUGAAGAAGAGCUACCUGGACGCCGUGAUUCACCCCCGCUGCUUCUACAGCGUCGCGGUCCCAGACAACGACGACCCCUUCGUGUUCGAAGUCUUGAAAGUUGUGACGAGGCCAUGGCUCACGGUCAACCCCAUCAGAGCGCAAGUACGGAAGCCGAUAUUUGAACUAGCCAUUCAGACAUAUGCGUUCUGGGGUCCCGACCGCGGGGCUGGCGCGAUCAUAUACCCUGAUGGCGAUGGACUUCGGACUGAUCUCGUCGCAACUGCCCCAUGGGCGAAUCUCAUGGAGGAGUUGUAUGCAUGGGAGGUUGCGAGAAACCACGACAUGCCUGGUUGCCUUGAUUUGAAGGCGUGCUCCCUGGCUCGACCAACUAUGGCAUUGGCCGAUUCACAGUGCCCGCCCCUUGUGAUCAUGAAGGAACUCAACAGGCGAGGCUUUGUCAUGUCAGACACAUUGGUCGUCCACAAGUCUGAGGGUGCCCCCUUGACAGAGUACAGCAUUCGGAAAGUGAGUUCCCGCCGAGAGUAUCUCCAGUGCUUGCUGUCGUGGGACACCUUGGUGGGGCAGGGCUUGGCGGAGAUGCGCAGCGAUGCCCCGAUCGAUUACUACAAGAACUUGCUCCGAGGGAGCAUCGUUCCCCCUGGACUGUCAGCGAAGAUGUACAGGCGGAUUCUACAAGGGGAACAGAUCGAGGACGUGAUUGCAGAAUUAGACCUCCCUGAAGCCGUAGAAGACGGCGACGCGAUUGCCCCUGGCGGGGGGCCCGAGCCUGCUGCCUUGGAGGACGGCUCGGAAUCUGGCGGGCCUAUUGGCGACGAGCUCGUCUUCGAGCUCCUCAUCGAGUUCCAGCAGCUCGAGCUCGAGUACCUCUGA
This is a messenger RNA of Prorocentrum cordatum, 2883 nucleotides long. The record is from the annotation of a GenBank genome assembly. NCBI's taxonomy places the organism in Eukaryota, Dinophyceae, Prorocentrales, Prorocentraceae.